Messenger RNA from Portunus trituberculatus (swimming crab), 6686 nucleotides. RefSeq lists its product as uncharacterized. The record is from RefSeq and is a predicted model, not a curated record. The transcript has 14 exons. Bases 199 to 1740 code for a protein of 513 amino acids. NCBI's taxonomy places the organism in Eukaryota, Metazoa, Arthropoda, Malacostraca, Decapoda, Portunidae. Gene Ontology annotation, cellular component: plasma membrane.
GAGAGAGCGCAUUCAGUCAGUCAGCCAGUCAUUAAUGUGUUCGUUGGUGUGUUCGUGUCCUUGCUUAAAAAUUUACGGUUGACGGAGGUGACGGGCGCUCCCUCCUCCCCCUCCGUCCCCCCGUCCCUCCCCGGCCCCCUCCUCCCCCCGCGCCCUCUCCCUCCUGGACCUCCACCCCUCCAAGCACAAGUGCAGGAGAUGCUUCAAGUAACCAGGGAGUGUUCGUCUGGGGAUGCUGCAGCUGCCCAUCUCCUGACCCUUGGGAAGUUCUGCCUCUUCGCAACAGAACUACAACAAUGCUACAACAACGAGACACCACGGCCAGCCCUCCUCUCCAAACUCUCAGAGAAGACAUGUGGAGAGAAGAAGAGAAUUGAGAGGAACAUGUCAAAGUCCUCGCCGAACUGUGAGGUCUUCUUGGGGGGUUCCUGCAAUCCCACCACCUGGAGGCAGAAGGUGGCCAUCCCCAUGCUGAAGGACCACGGGAUAUCCUUCUAUAAUCCUCAAGUGACACACUGGGAGGAGGCCCUGGUGGAGCUCGAGUACCAGGCCAAGCAGAACGCGUCGGUGGUGUUCAUCGUGCUGGACCGCAACACCAGGAAUGUGGCGUCCAUGGUGGAGGCAGCGUACAUGGCCGGCUGCAGGAGGAAGCUGGUGGUGGUUAUGGACUCCUACACCGGCCCAGGGCAGCUAAUUAAUGGAGAGCCAAUUUCUGAGAGGGAGUACCAGGACCUGAUGAGUGGCUUCAACACAGUGAGGGACCUGGUGGAGAGGCAAGAGAUCCCGGUGUUUGGCGAGAUCACCCAUGCACUCAACUGUACUGCCAAGAUUCUCCGGGAAAACAUUUACCCUCAGGAUCUGGGAACUGAGGACCACGUCAAGCCAGUGAAGUGUCCGUAUCUACAGCUGGGAGACAAACUAAUAAAACUUCACGACGCAUUCAUCAACGGCAACUCAGAACAGAUUCCUUUGUCUGAGGCCCGUGUGGCGUACAAAAUGGUAACCAACAAGGAACUCACCACUGAGGAGCUGCAGGCCAUCGUUGCUGCCAAGAAAGGAGUGGACAUGCAGGAGUUGAAUGGCACUGAACUCCCACUCAAUGAAAUCUCCCUAUCAUUUGAUGAGUUCUGCUGCAUUGUGGCUGAGUUCAAGAACCCACACCUGGAGAGCAAGCGUCUGUGGGAUAUCCUGAGUCACUCCUUGCAGCGAGUUAUUGGUUGGGCACUCCCCCGGCGUCCCCUACGACCCAUUAGCGGCAGCAGCGGCAGCGGUGGCGGUGGCGGGGGUGGUGGUGGGGGCCGGGACAUCUACCUUGGGGGCACCACGGGGGGGAGGGUGACCUGGCGUGAGGACAUAGCCAUCCCAAUCCUCCUCAAACACAACCUCACCUAUUUCAACCCAACGUCCGCCUCCUGCUCAGGCCGGCUGCUGCCCAUGGAGGCCGUCUUGAUGGAGCACUCCCGGGUGUUGCUCUUCGUCAUCACCGACACCAGCAGAGGGGUGUCCGCCAUGGCCCUGGCGUCUCACUACAUAGGGCUGGGCUGCAAUGUUGUGCUGUGUGUGCAGAUGCUGACUGAGGACUCCCUGGUGGAUGGAGAACAGCUCUCCAGACAGGCUCUCAAGGACUACAAUCGCGGCAGGAGUUACCUCACAGACCAGGCUAGCAAGGACGGCAUUCCGGUCUUCUCCGACAUCCAGGAGGCUGUGGAGUGUGCAGUAAGCAAGGCCCAGGCGAGAUAGUGGCCACAGGAACCCAUGGCAGGGAGCAGAGAGGCCCGAGGAAGGGAGACUGUGGCCCCAGGAACACACAGGAGGUAGCAGAGAGGCAUCAAGUGUGUCAGCCCAGGGGAGGAAGCAGAGGAGUUAUGAGGCAGAGGGUCAGGAAUUUGAAGGAAGAAAAUAGGGAGAUAACAAGAAUUUCAACCCUAGAAGCUCUUAGAAGGAAGCAGAGAAGCACAAAAAAGUAAGGCAGUGGUUGUAUUAAUCUCUAUAAAGAAGCAGCAGUGUAACAAGUGGAGUAAUGUGGAUAAAAUUUGUAGAAGGAAGCUUAGAGAGAGAGAGAUAACAAGUGGAAUUUCAGCAUAGAAGGAAGAAGAGAAGCACAAAAAAGUAAGACAGUGGUUGUAAUAAUCUGUAGAAGGAAGCAAUACCAAAACAAGUGAAGCAAAGUGGAUAAACCUCAUAAAAAGAGCAGAGAGACUUAAACAAACAGAACACUGACCACAUUAACCCAUAAAAGGAAGGAAAAAAAUCAUCAAAAUCAAAGGAACCAUAGAGGCAUGAAAGAACGCCUACAUUUACCCAUAGAAGCAGAGAGGAACCCAAAAAACCCUGCAAGUUGUCCUAGGCUGCCUCUCACUAGCAUCCCUGCCUGACCCCACCCCUGCCUGCCUGCCUGCUCAAAUUAAACAAGGUACCAAGUUGCCUCUAUUGCAGCUUUUGUGUAUUAAUCUUUCUCGUUGACGACUAAGAGAGUUUCCAGUGUCAAGAAAGUGUUUAUUUAUUUCGCUUGUGGUGGUGGUGGAGUGAAUGAGGGACCGGAAGGGGUAAAGACAGGUGUAGUUUAAGUCCCCCUCUUAUAAUAAAGUUUUCCCUCAUACUCAUACCAUAGACACCUGAUUUCUCUCUCUCUAUAAGACAGUUGAACAAAAUGAGAGGGAGAAAGAGAGCAAGAGUGAGAAAAUAAGACAUCACACACACGUACACACUCACACGCACAUGCACACACAUACGUAAGAGCAGCCUGUCGGAAAAAAAAGGAGCAGCUGUUUUUUAUCUUGUUCAGGAAUGAAAGAAAACGAAUUUAAAGGCAGCGAAAAUUAAAAAAAGAAAUCAAGUGCAGUUAUUAAGGAGAGAAAAUGAGGAAAAAUAAACAAGAGGAAGUGAAUGGACCUCAGUUUUUGGCAUUUACUUUCUCAUAGGUAACCCUUGAAAAAUGUUAAGGAAAUGGGAGAUAUGUGGGAGAAAUGUACAAUGAAUGAGCUGAGGGAGACAGAGUGAACUUUUGUUGUUGUUUAUUUAGAUUGUAAAUAAUAAAAAAAGGGUCCAGUGAUGAGUAAGAAAACAGGGAAAAAUGGAAAUGUGUGUGGUUGUAAAAGGUUUGUGUUUGGCAUGGAAAGAAAAUGAUGAUGAGGAAGAGAGAGAAAAUGGGAUUAAGCUUUGAGUGAAGGGAGAAUAUGAUAGCGUUCAUCUUCAUCCACGUGUUUUGCUGGAAAGGAAUAAGGUGAAGAACAAGAAACAUCGGAAUGAAAAAGAAAUGCAAGAUGAGAAAGAAGAAAAAGAAGAGAAGAGAAAUGAAAAAAAAACAAGAGACGAGAGAAACAAAGUUGUGAAGCUAGGAAAGGCAAAGAUAGGAAACAACAGAGAUUGAUAACACUGGAAAGAAAUAAUGAAGGAAUAUGAAGCGACAAAAACAGAGAAGAUAGAAAGAUGAAGACUGCAUUGUCAAGUAACACAAACCGAUACAAAAGUAAAAGACCGAGAUAGAUGACAGAAAGAAACGGUGUGUGUUGAUUACCAGUGUUUAUGAAACCUUUAAGAUAUCAGGCAGGUGAUGGCCGACACUCUUUUUGUUUGAUGUUUUUUGUUCAAUGUUAUGGCUGGGCCCUUCUGAGGCAGCCAUAUAAGGGAUGAUAUCUCAGGUUUAUGGUUGAAUUAAUUAGUCUCUCACGGCAUGACUGAGGGGAAACCAAACUAUUAUUGUUGUUGUUAUUGUUGUUAUUAUCAUUAUUAUUAUUGAUUUUUUUUUUUUUUAGCAAUUUUUUUUAUUGUGUUGAUUUGUUUAUUAUUGAUUGCAUCUAAAUUGUCCUCCAUUUUUUAUUAAUUAUUUUUGUUUUGUUUAUUAUUGUAUGUAAGGGUGAAAAUUAAGUAGUGAUUUAGUUAUUUAUGAUUAUCAUUAUUAUACUCCAUUCUUUAAACAUAAUUUGCUAAAAACAUUAUUAUUAUUAUUAUUAUUAUUAUUAUUAUUAUUAUUAUUAUUAUUAUUAUUAUUAUUAUCACUGUUAUUAUUACUAUGACUAUUAUCACAAUCAUUAUGAAGCCUUCCCCUGUGCCAUGCCGUGCCGAGUCUGGCUAGGGCGAGUUUUAGUACAAUAUCUGGUGGCAGGAAAUCUCAUUGUGUUGGAUUGCAGCCGGUAGUAGGACGUAGUAGACUUAACUCUUAAACCUUUCUUCAGACAGACACACAGACCGACAAAGAUGAGAGGCGCGCGCACUUCUCACUUCUGUUUUAUUAUUUUUCCGCUUUUUUUAUUUACUUUUUUUUUUUCUCAUCAUUGUUCUCACUCUAGGUUGUAUGUAUGUAUGUAUGUGUGCGCGUCACUUUUCACAUUCCUGUUGUAAAAGUGUUGUUACAUUAAUAAUAUUGACCGUCUUUUACCGCUGUUUGUCCGCUAUUUGUAUCUUAAUAAGAGCUGGGAGGGUAUACAACAUACAUAAUACAUCUACUACUACUAUUAUUAUUAUUAUCAUUAUUAUUAUUAUUAUUAUCUUAUUUCAUUUACUACUACUAUACAUGGCAGCUUUGAUCAUUGUUAUUUUUAUUCCAUUCAUUUGGCUUAUAUUGUUUGUUUAUUUUUUUAUGCUCUCACAAUCAUGCAGACUCAAUGCUCCCAGCUGACUGAAGGUGGUGGUGGUUAAGAUGAUGGUCCAGGCGAGCAGUGGCAGGAAUACACUUUCAGUCCUUUAAUCUUCUCCCUUUCAACCCCGUAACCUCCCCACCCAUCUCUUUUUACAAUCUUCCAUCACUAGACAUUUAAUGUAACUCACUUUUGUACUGUUUACCUCACUAGUACAAGAGGUAACCAAUAUUCUCACAAAUUCACUCUUUUUCAUCUCUUUGGCUAACUCCGGGAAUAUAAGUCUACUUUAUGUUUUCUCCUUUAUAUCGCCUUAUUAUAAAGAGGAAAAAGACUUAUUAAUGGGCCUUCUUAAACAAGUCUACUCGUGUUAGAAGGCUAUAGUUAAAGUCACACUGGUUGAUAAGAGUAUUUACGGCUUUAAUGACACGUUAACAAGAUUUCUACAUUAACAACUGAAGAUAAAAAUUUAUUUGAAACCCGAAUAAUUUACCUGAUGUCUUUGAAAUAACCGUGGUGAAAAGCAAAGCCUUUUUUUAUUAUUACAAAUCUUAAGAAAAAUCGCGCGCUCUUUUUUUCCCGCCAGAUGUCUUUGUUGUCAUGCCUCGCCGCUGCCAUCACCACCAUCACCACCUCGCCUUGUAUCUGACGCCUCGGUAAAUGGAACGAGGGAAUAACUGUAACUUAAAUAAUCUCUUUUUCUUCUUCUUCUUCUUCUUCUUCUGUUCCUAUUUCGUAUUAACAUUAUUACUUUUCAUCGGUCUUGACUCGAUCUUUUCUUUGAGUACGAAAAGAUCAAGAUCGAAUUAUUUUCUUUCCUAUGCAACACAUCAAUGACAAAACAAUGAGCUAAUUUAUCUUUUUUUUUUAUCACGAUGUUUUGAUGCAGAAAGUAAUCAUUUGGGCAAAAGUUUGAAACGGUACACUGAGCAUUGUUAUUUCUAUUAGUUCCAUAUUGUAACCCUCACUUUUCAUCUAUGUAGCUCGAACACGUAAGGGAAAUGUAAUAGAAAUUUCUUUUUAUUUUUAUUUAUUUUUUUUCCUUAGUUGAUUUUGAAAUGCCUUGUUGCGAUUUAAGCUUGCAGACUGAGAAAAAAAAAUAUGUAUUAAGCAUUUAUGUAUUUAUAUAUCACUCAGUCUGAAGAAAGUAAAGAAAACUGUAGAUUUGAAAUAUAUAUCUUACCAUUCAGUAUAAGAAAAAUAAUUAAGAAAUAUCUAUAAAGAACGUACGUACCAUCCAUUCUAUAUAAAAAAAUGUAAACCAGUAAAACAAAAUCGAAUCAAAAUAAACUAAUAGAAAAAAUAAAAAAUACCACUUCAACAAGGACAAUAAAUGGAAUCAAUAAAAAUGUAUAAAAGAAAAUGCCAUCAAGUUGAAAAAUAAGGGAACGAAAGCAAAUUAAAACAGACUUAGCAAUAACAACAAUAACACUUUCCCAGCAUCAAUCCUCUCCAUUCUACGUUCUGGUGAGUCUCAAUAGAAUCCAACACCACUAAACAGUAUUGUAUUCCCUGUUGGUGUUAUAAGAGGUGGUGGUGACGUUUGUUGGUGUACUUUGUGUGUUUACUGUAGAGUGAAAGAUGGUGGGAUAAUAUAUUGGAAUAAUAUUUGAUGAAUUUGUUUUAUUGUGAUGAUUAAAGGGAAGUACUUUUAAUGACACUCGUAAAUUUAAAGUAAAGAAAUGUGGAUUGUAAUUUUUUUUUUUUUUAUUCGUUCAAAAAAAAUUGGGGGGAUAUUUGUAAAAGUGGAAGAAUAUAUUAUGAAAAAUGGAAGUGAAAAAAGAUGGUAAUAAGAAAAUGAAAAUAACUAAUCCCUUUUUCUUUUUAUCUUUUUUUUUUAAGAUGUAAAAAUCGCACUUCUCGUUUGUAUGUUUUUGGUUUAUUAUUUUCAUUUGCCUUUAUUUGUUUAUUUGUAUGUGUGCGUAUGUAUUACGUGUAUAAUAGGUCUUUGUCGUCUUCUUCUUCUUCUUCUUCUUCUUCUUCUUCUUCUUAGUCUCCUUACUGUACCGUCUAUUUGUUGCAUUCGUUUCUACACCUUAUUCUGUAUUGUAUAUACUAUUAUGAUAAUGUAUUAUAGAUUAUUUUUACAAGAACUCUAACUCACAGUCA